This is a messenger RNA of Morus notabilis, 1076 nucleotides long. Its product is annotated as Golgi apparatus membrane protein-like protein ECHIDNA. NCBI's taxonomy places the organism in Eukaryota, Viridiplantae, Streptophyta, Magnoliopsida, Rosales, Moraceae. The transcript is spliced from 6 exons. The coding region runs from base 149 to 700 and encodes 183 amino acids. Gene Ontology annotation, biological process: vesicle-mediated transport; protein secretion. Gene Ontology annotation, cellular component: Golgi membrane. The record is from RefSeq and is a predicted model, not a curated record.
UAAAAACAGGCCCGAGCCAUUCUUCUGCAAAGAAGAAAGAUCUAUUAAUCUGUAGAUGUUGAAUCUCCAUAACCAAAACCUAGCUUGAAUUCACACCAAAAAGCUUUGGAUCGUCGCCGGAGAUUGUCGACUCUGUCAGAUUUCAACAAUGGAUCUCAACCAGCCUGUGGGGGAGAACUAUGCCAAUCCAAAGACGUGCUUCUUUCAUGUUCUGUUCAAGGCUGGAGCAUUGGCUUUUUACAUACUCUCUGCUCUCUUUUUCGAUAGCUUCGUCAUCAUUUUCGUGGUGACUGUUCUUCUCGCUGCUCUUGAUUUUUGGGUGGUCAAGAAUGUGAGUGGCCGUAUUUUAGUUGGUUUGAGGUGGUGGAAUGAAAUAAAUGAUCUUGGUGAGAGUGUGUGGAAAUUUGAAUGCCUUGACCAAGAGUCAUUGGCCCGGAUGAACAAGAAAGAUUCAUGGCUGUUUUGGUGGACACUUUACCUUACGGCUGUUGCGUGGAUUGUGCUUGGAAUAUUCUCUCUCAUAAGGUUUCAAGCUGACUAUCUGCUGGUGGUAGGAGUUUGUUUGACCCUCAGCAUAGCGAACAUUGUCGGCUUUACAAAAUGCCGCAAAGAUGCAAAGAAGCAGAUCCAACAAUUUGCCACGCAGACUCUCGCAUCACGGGUUACAUCCACCAUACAGUCGGCUUUCACUGUGGUCUGAACCAUUGAUUCUGGAAGAUUGAAAUAAUACGUGAGAGAUUAUACUUUUGUAAGGGAUGCCCAGGUGCCAUUGGGUGCAUCUAAUGUAAAUGAUCACUAUACUGGCCAGCAUCUGAGUUGCUUUGUGGGCUUCUUUAGGUAUACAAGAUGACAGAUUAGAGGUUUUUUUGGACGCCUUGUUGGAUUUUUAGUUGUUUGUUUGGUAAACAUGGUGAAGUUCAAUUCAAGCUAGUUGUAUAUUUUCUCUUCGUACAAAAGCUUAGAUAAUUCACAUUUUGAUUCUGGUAGAGCUUUGCAGCUCCAUUUUAGCUUCAACUUCCCGCAAUAAAAGAUCAGCAGUAAACCUUAUAUUUUGCGAAUAAAUAUCGUACGUUCAC